Messenger RNA from Trichoderma atroviride IMI 206040, 4764 nucleotides. NCBI's taxonomy places the organism in Eukaryota, Fungi, Ascomycota, Sordariomycetes, Hypocreales, Hypocreaceae. The record is from RefSeq and is a predicted model, not a curated record.
AUGGUGGAUCUAGGCAUUUUGAGAACAUUGACGUGGCAAAAAUGCCCUACAAGGGGCAAAGUCAAAUGUGAAUCAUGGGUGAAAGACGGAGUAUAUGCUCUGCUGCUUUAUAAAGUUUUGGUAGAUGUGGUGAGCGAUGAUGCUGCUAUUGAGGAUGAUUGUCUCCUUUGUCGAAAUACGGCUACAAUGCAGCAAGGAUAUGCAUAUGGCAAGGCUGCCAAUUUCUGCCCAAUCUACCAGGCUGCACAAUCUCAAAAUUUACAUACAUAUCUGGUGAGGCGCAAAAUGGAACUCCGAAGAGUCGCCUGGUCUGAUGUGACCAUCACAUUGCUUGUGGCCGUCACUGUAAAUCUAUCGUACAACUUCAUUCUCUUCUCGAUUCGAUCCAGUCGCGCAGCAAAAAAGGCCACCCGGAAACCGUUUGUACCGCAAAAAUUCUUGACAUUGAGGAUUUCCAACAUUCCUUGUAUCCCUAGUGUAACCGCAGACAGUUUGCGACAGAUCUUGUCGGAUCUACCAAUUGCAGCCCAAGGAACUGGCGGCCAGCCGAAUCUACUUGAGUUCUCGUAUUCUCCCAGCGCAGUCUCAGCCUUUUCCUCGCGAUAUGCAGUCGUCACUGCCACCUUUGAUCAUGCUCCAGCCAUCAACGAACUUGAGGUGGUUCUCAGGCAGAAAAUUGGAGCUGAAGCCGGUCAUUUAAAAGUCGAUCGAGAUUUUUUGGGCAUCACGCCACUGUCUGAUAGCGACAACGUCCAUGUAGACAUUAUUGCGGUAACUGGACUCGCCGGCCAUGCCUUUGGGUCAUGGAAGUCAAAAAACUUGCCGCAUAUGUGGCUGCGCGAUUUUCUUCCGACGGUCAUAAACGCGCGCAUCCUUACAUACGGCUACGAUACAAAGAUAUACGGAAGCCAAUCCGAGGAAUCUAUACUGGAAUUAGCCAAGGCCUUGCUCGAGUCCGUCAAAACCACUCGACGGAAAGAAAUUAGAAAUCGGCCGAUUAUUUUCAUUGCGCAUAGCCUCGGCGGGCUCGUUGUUAAGGAGGCUCUGGUACAGGCUUCGGUUGGCAGCGAAGAGGAUCAAACGAUUUACAGAUCGUGUUAUGCCCUUUUACUUUUUGGCGUCCCAAACAGAGGACUGAACAACCUCAGCCUAAUGUCAAUGGUCAAAGGACAGCCCAACGAGAGUUUAGUGAGAGAUCUUGGCGAAUCGUCUCGAUUUCUUAGCUUACUGCAUGAGCGGUUUAAUGCGUGCUUUACAUUCGACGACUCUCACAUACUGUCAAUCAAUGAGACAAAGCACACGGCGACAGUUGAAUGGAACACGGAAACUGGCACAUUGGAAAGGACCGGGCCUCGAGUCAUGAUGGUUGGGCAUACAUCAGCUACCAACGCCCACCAGAACGAAAAGACUUACGAUCGCUUGUCUAUCAACUCCGAUCAUUCCGAGAUGGUCAAAUUUAGUGACAUCUCAAAUCCAGACUACGUGAAAAUCCAAUCUAGACUGGUAGAGUUGGUCGAUAGCGCACCAAGCGCCAUAAAAGAGCGUUUUGAUCAUCACACGAGAAAAAUAACUCAAUUGGAGAGGCAGUUUCUACGAAAUCUGAAGGCUCCUGAUAGCAAGACGUUCCGAAAUGACAAAGUUGGCCACCGAACGCCGGGAACGCUCAACUGGUUUUUGCGCAAUCAUCUUUACAAGGAUUGGAUAUCUGCGGACUCGUCAUCAGGCCUUUGGAUUCAAGGCUCACCGGGCCAAGGCAAGACAAUGCUAGCCAAGUUCAUCUUGGACACGCUGGAUGAACCAGUACCCAGCUCAGAAAUACCGUCAGUGGUCAUAUACUUCUUCUUUUACGAUCAAGACGAAAGUUACCGUACCGCCGGAGCCGCUAUGAGGUCUCUUAUUGAACAAUUGCUGCAUCUAGCACCUAAUGCAUUCCAAACUAUCACUCAGACAUUCGACAUCGAAAGCUCUGAAAUCCGCGAUAAUUCGUUGCGGGACAUUCUCAAGGACUUGCUUCAAAUGUCUCAGCUCAACACCAUUUACUGCGUCAUUGAUGGGCUAGAUGAAUGCCAAAAUGAUGGGUCAAGAAAGAUGCUGCUUGAUCUUAUCGCCGGCAAUCUUCGACAAUCAUCGACCCGAAGAAAAAGCUCGGUUCCGACGCUGAAGACCCUUCUCACUAGUCGUCCUACGGUCGAUAUACAUUACGAGCUUUAUCACCUGCCGAACAUUCAACUUAAAGCCAACCAUGAGGAUCUAGAGAUAUUCAUAAAAAACAAAGUGGACGACUUGAGAUUUCACGAGGAUCUGAAGCAAAAGGCAAUCCAUUUGUUAAGUAGCCGUGUUGAGCAAACGUUCUUGUGGAUAUCAAUCGUCCUAAAGAGGCUGGAGGUUGCAACGCCUUUACUAUCAGAGGCAGGGAUGGAAGAAAUGAUUAACGAAAGUCCGUCUAAUCUUGAAAAGCUGUUUGAGAACAUCAUCAGCCAAAUCAAGGAAGCUAAAGACAUGACGGCCCAGAAGCUUUUGAUAUGGGCCGUGUACGGCAGAAGACCUUUGACUUUGGCUGAGCUUAAAGAGGCUAUAGCAGUUCAGGAUGAUUCUACAAGUAAAGGUUCGACCAAGAAAUAUUCGGUAGCUCUCACCGAAAGCAGCGUGACGACCGCUACAGGAGUGAUAUUGGAGAUUAUUGACGGGAAAAUCCACCUUGUGCACCAAUCGGCAAAGGAUUUCCUCCUAAAGAGCGGACACCUUGCCGAGUUUGCAUUCUGCACGAGUCUACAUCCAAACAUUGUCGAAUCAGGAUCCUGGCGAAACGAUGAAUCCCUUAACGAAGGGAUUAUUCAGCAUCCCUUCUUACAAUACGCAGCGCGCAACUGGUAUCGUCAUCUUGACCUGAACGACGAUAUGAACAGGUUCGCUAGACUUAUCAGCCGAUUAACCGAGCCCAGAUCCCGGACACUCUUGACAUGGGGAGCAUUCAACGGGAUUACCAAUCUAGAAGAGGCCACAGACACUUGGGAAGUCGCUCUGAAGGUGAAUAUUCCGUGGCUGGUCGACUUGCAAAUAGACUCCACAGUAAUCACGAAAGAUAUGAUCGGGAAAGCAACUGCGAAUGGCAUGACGGAAUACGACUAUCUACGGCGGCUUGUUAAGAAACACGACACCCUUUUUACAGAGGAAGAGCUUUGUCUACUUGUCGAAUACCUCGACCACGCACUGGUUCGCCAAUUAUUAAGCGGACAAACCAGCGCCGUUAUUACGCAAAAUGUCUUUGAAGCGGCAGCAACGAACGCCAAGUAUGGCAGGCUUGUUGUCGAGGCCAUUCUGGAGCUCGACAUUUGCUUCACCAUUACAGCUAAAUUCAUCAAUUUGGCACAAAAGAAUGAUGUAAAUGGCCAAGAUAUCAUUCAAUUUGUCAUUGACAACCACAACGUGGAAGUUGCAGAAGAAGCGGUACAGGAAAUAGUCACAAGCGGAGAUAUAAAAAUGGUGAAACUAUUGUUCAAGCGAGAGCAACUCGAUGGCCUUCAACUAGCACUUGGAGCAGCAGUGAAACAAGGAAAUUAUGAACUGCUGAUGCUCGUGUUAGAUAAGGGAGGGGAUAAAAUAACAAUCACAGAGAGUUAUAUGCAGGAUUUGGUGAAUUCAUCUCCUCCUGAUGCCUUGAAGAACUUUCUGAGAGCACAUCAACAAAAAGCCAGGAUCACAGAAAGUAUUGUUAUAGAUACUGCGAACCACAAAAAAAAGAGGGAGUACCUACUAUUGUUUUUCUUGAAGGAACGAGGCAAAGAUUUUCAGAUUACGGAAGGGAUAUUAAAAGCAAUUUUACAAGACGAAGAUUCCGAGAAUGAGGCGCUAAAGUUUCUUCUUGCAGAAAGAAACCAGGAGAUGCAUAUGACUGAAGAUAUUUGGAAAGUGGCUGCGGCGAAUUGGAAUUAUGGCGACGAGGCAAUUCGUCUCCUACUCAGUACGAAGCGCCACGAGCUUCAUAUCAGCGAAGGGAUUUUGACAAGCGCCGCAAAAAACUUUGACUGUGGGCAUGAGAUUAUGAAAAUAUUCUUGGAGAUGAAAGGAGACGACAUUCAGAUUACAAAUGCAAUUUUGGAAGCAACACUAAGAAGUUAUUACACACAAAAGGAGAUGGUAAGCGUUCUUUCAGAAGCGCAAAGACGCGGUAUCUGGAUUGAUAUGGGAAAUCUGGUGCAAAUCGCAGCCGGGUCCGGAAGGAGCAGCUCCGCCAUGGCAGCUUUGUUUGAAGUAACAAAGGAUGAGAUUCCAAUAACUGAGGAAGUAUUGAGAGCGGUCGCAAGAAAUAACUCAUCCCAAGGUCAUACAAUUAUGAGUACUAUCCUGGAAAAGAAAGGUGAUGAAAUCCAGAUGACUGAGGCCGUUUUGAUGGAAGCAGCAAGCAGUGAGCGUGGCGAUGAUAUAUUACGUGCAAUAUUCAGUGGAACCGGCGAUGAAAUUCAGAUAACAGAGAAUGUUUUGAAAGCGGCUGUGGGAAACGAAUUCGGUCACGUUUUUGGAAUUAUGGAAGUCAUCUUCAAGCAAAAGGGCGAUCAAAUUCACAUCACCGAAGAGGUUUUAAAACUCGCACUGGCAAGUUCGUACAGCAUCAGUAUACUGGCCGUCAUUGCAAGAUUUAAAGGGAAAGAGAUCCAAAUUACGGAUGAGAUCAAAGGACUCAUGAGCGACGAGCAAAUUGAUUGCUGGACAAGAAAUGCAAAGAAGACGAUCGAUGGCUCGCGUUCAAUUAUUAUUAUUCAAUAA